GGUGUGGCUUCACUGUAGAAAACUAUAGAAUCACACUCACAAAUUUGAGUUUAAAUUUGUUUGAGUUUUGAGACGAGGCGCAAAGAUGAGUUUGCUGAAGAACACUGGAAAGCUUGCUGGUACGACUCUAUUCAUCACGGGUGCCAGUAGAGGAAUUGGUAAAUCUAUUGCAUUAAAAGCCGCUCAAGACGGAGCCAAUAUUGUAAUAGCAGCCAAAACUGCUGAGCCUCAUCCUAAACUACCAGGAACCAUAUUCACAGCUGCUAAAGAGAUUGAGGCAGCUGGUGGUUCAUGUCUACCCUGUGUAGUUGACAUAAGAGAGGAGUCUCAGAUUCAAGCUGCUGUUGAUAAAGCAGUUGAGAAGUUUGGUGGCAUUGAUAUAUUGGUCAAUAAUGCUAGUGCCAUCAGCCUCACAAGAACACUUGAUACAACAAUGAAGAAAUAUGAUCUAAUGAUGGAUAUCAAUACAAGAGGUACCUUCCUGACAUCGAAAUUGUGUCUUCCUCAUUUACUGAAGAGUAAGAAUCCCCACAUUCUCAACAUUAGCCCACCAUUGAAUAUGAAACCAAUCUGGUUUGCUAAUCACUGUGCUUACACAAUGGCAAAGUACGGCAUGUCUCUCUGUGUCCUUGGCAUGGCUAAAGAAUUCCAGGAAAGUGGUGUAGCUGUUAAUGCAUUAUGGCCUAGAACAAGUAUUGCUACUGCUGCCAUUGAGAUGUUAAUGGGUGAAUCUGGAACCAGUGAAGCUCGUAAACCAGAGAUUAUGGGAGACGCAGCUUACGCCAUAUUAACUAAACCUAGUCGUGAGCUUACUGGCCAGUUCCUGAUUGAUGAUGAUGUGGUUAGGAAAGAAGGCGUGUCUGACCUGGAGCCUUAUAGUGUUACACCAGGUAGCGAGCUAAUGCCUGAUUUCUUUUUAGACGAGGCCGAGAAAUACUUGAACUCUUUCUUCUCCUCCUCCUCCUCCUCCUCGCCUCCAGACAUUAAUACUCCUGCUGGUAUAUUCAACAGCAUUCGCUCAAUGGCCAGCGAAGCCAUUGUCAAACAAAUGGGAGCCACGUACCUUUUUGUACUCAGCGGCGAGAACAGCGGAAACUGGCUCCUUGAUUUAAAAACCGGGUCAGGCUCCAUACAAGAGGUAUCUGAGGAUACAUCAGCUGACGUUACGUUCACGAUGGACUCAAAGCACAUGGUGGAGCUGUUUCAAGGGAAGAUCAAUGCCACAGCUGCUUUCAUGACCGGGAAACUCAAGAUAUCGGGGAAUAUGGGGCUGGCAAUGAAACUGGAUAAACUUUUAGGACAAGUGAAAUCAAAGUUAUAAAGAGGAACUAGACUGGUAUUAAAUAUUGAGAGUGACUUUGUGAGAGUGUCUACUAGUAUAGUGAUAAAUUAAUUUUAAUACUACUGCUAUUUUUAGCACAAUAGUGUGUGAUGAUAAGAUUUUGUUACUGCGUCGUUUUAAAGUAGUUAUAGUUAUU
Amphimedon queenslandica is the source of this 1478-nucleotide messenger RNA. Its product is annotated as hydroxysteroid dehydrogenase-like protein 2. The coding region runs from base 86 to 1321 and encodes 411 amino acids. Gene Ontology annotation, cellular component: mitochondrion. The transcript is spliced from 8 exons. NCBI's taxonomy places the organism in Eukaryota, Metazoa, Porifera, Demospongiae, Haplosclerida, Niphatidae. The record is from RefSeq and is a predicted model, not a curated record.